Molecule: messenger RNA, 834 nt
Organism: Emiliania huxleyi CCMP1516
Lineage: Eukaryota; Haptophyta; Isochrysidales; Noelaerhabdaceae
Exons: 3
Coding region: 1-804 (267 amino acids)
Source: RefSeq, a predicted model, not a curated record
AUGGCGCGUCUCCCGACGCGUUUCCUCCUCCUCCAGACGGUGGUGGUGUCUCUCGCCCGUGCGCGCCAGCUCGUCACGCUGAGCGAGUUCGCAAAAGUGGCGCUCCUCACGCCGACGACGCUGCGGGCCGCGUCGCUCUCCGUCGCCUGCCCGCUCGUAUGCUCGGCAGCCGGCGUGGUGGGGAACGACUUUGACCCGGCGCUCCUCUCGCUCAUCAUCGCCGUCCCCAGUUCCAUCUCCAUCAACGCCGCGUACACGCGCCGCGAGCGCGCGCUGACCUGCCUCGCACGCUUCCGCUCCGCGACGUACGCGCUGCACCACUCGAUCCAGCGGUGGGGGCGGCCGGCGGACCGCUCGCGCAUCCAGCGCGAGAAUGCGGCGCUGUAUGAGAGCCUCUGCGUCGGCCUCGAGUCUGGCGGCGACGACAUCAUGUUUCGCGACGUCUUCCGACAUCUCGAGGAGAUCGGCGAGGCGCAACCGCCCUUCUCCUCCUCCUCCUCCACCACCAUUGACAUGCAGCGUGGCGCCACCCUCUUCCCGGUCCUCUUCGGUCCGUACGUCGCCAACGCCGUCGGCGCCGGCAGCGUGCUCGACACGUGGUCAGCGUACCUCGUCUCGUUCCUGCUCGCCGUGACGAUCGGCUCGCUCGUCUCGAUCCAGGAGGCGCUAGAGGAUUGCUUCGACGGCGACGCGCGCCUCGAUGACAUUGCUUUGCCGCCGUUCGCGCCGCCGGGCUUCUUGCUCUGGCGGAGCGACAUGUCGCGCGAGAACAGGGACUUGGUCAACCCGCCGGGAGGGUGGUAGGCGUAUCUGGAAAAAGCCAAAUCCAAUAGC